AUGGAAGUUCAUAUUACUUCAAACCAGAUGGUUAAGCCCUCCUCUUCAAAACUUCAUCUCUUUAAACCCUUCAAGAUUUCCCUUUUAGAUCAACUCACUCCCGGAAUGUACACUCCGGUACUCCUCUUUUAUGCUAAACCUAGUGAUUCCAAUAUCGACAGUUCCCAAUUCGCGGACCAACUAAAACAAUCGCUCUCGAAAGCUUUGACUCAGUUUUACCCUGCUGCUGGUCGGGUGAAGAACAACCUUUUUAUUACUAAUUUCGACGAGGGAGUUCCUUAUGUUGAAACCAAGGUGAAAGGUCGACUAUCUGAUUUCGUUGAGCCAACUCAGAAACUAGAGGCAAUGAACCGAUUGCUUCCUUGUCGACCCUUUCGCUAUAUUCAAGACUCAACAACAGCACCCCAAUUGGCUGUUCAAGUCAACAUCUUUGAUUGCGGUGGGAUUGCAAUAGGUUUGUGUGUUUUCCACAAGAUCUUCGAUGGAGCAACCCUGUCUGCUUUCCUUAACAGUUGGGCAGCUUCAGUCGUGGCUCGAAUGGCGAAAUACCAAAUCCUGGACUGUUAG
Molecule: messenger RNA, 567 nt
Organism: Hibiscus syriacus
Lineage: Eukaryota; Viridiplantae; Streptophyta; Magnoliopsida; Malvales; Malvaceae
Product: stemmadenine O-acetyltransferase-like
Exons: 1
Coding region: 1-567 (188 amino acids)
Source: RefSeq, a predicted model, not a curated record